GCUGCGCUCACAUGUGGACGGGAUGUGAACACUGACGGGAACGUGCUUAUGUGUUGUGAUCCAUCCUGAGACAGACGAGCGGGUGAUGAACGCCGUUCUUUGGGGGAUAAAUCACAGAUUCACGCGUUAAUUCGGUGGUUCUAUUCGCUGUAGAGAUUCCCCUCUACGAACGACAGAUGCGACUAUGGAGAAUCUAGAACUGAGCCUGUCAUCAUUGGGCAUCAUAUCGCGGCACGUUGACAAAAGUCACAACGAACUCAGCCAGUAUUUGGCCAAACAGAUAUGGAGCCAGCAGGACAGGCAAUGCAUCCUGGGCUGCCUGGCCCAGCUGCUGCUGGAGAGGGACUACACCCUGCUGAUCGCCCGCCACCUCCGCCCGCUGGUGUUAGACCUGCUGGAGAGGAACGCCGAGAGGGUGAAGGCAGGCGGCCGCAUCCACCAUGACCUCCACGAGCGCCUCUGUGUGGCCCUCAGCAAGCUGCUGGGCAUCCACCCCGACGUCCAGGCGUUCGCGGCGCGGUACUUCGCCGGGGCCCCGCCCGUGUUCCAGCGGCUGUUCUUCAGCAGCGAGGAGUCGUCGGCCGUGCAGUACGGCCCGCGCCGCAUGAAGCUGCGCGACCUCAUGGCCGCCACGCUGCGCUUCCUGCACAGCGACGGCGCCAAGUUCCGCGUGCUGUGGGACUGGAGCCCCUGUGUGUCCCAGCUGCUGACCAGCGACGUCAUGGUCCGAGGGUCCACGGCCCACUGCCUGGCGCUGGUCUCUCGCAUGACGGACAACCAGAAGACCAUCUUCCUGCGGAAGGUGCUCUCCAACGACGAGAUCAUGCACAUGAAGAUAAAGGCUUUGGAGGAAACCCAGCAGCUGGAGGUGGAGAAGGCGCUGGUCUUGGCCAAUCAGGGCUCAGCGAUGUGGCGACAGGAGAAGGCCAACAAGUACACCCGGGGUCAGGUGGUGUCAGAGGACCUAUCACAGAACGUCGUGGCGGUCUGCGGAGUGGUGCUGCCCCGGACCUCGCCCAGACAGACGGACCAGGUGAACCCCAGGGAGCUGGUGCUGGUGGACUCCACCUGCAGGAACCUGCGGCGGCUGGCGCUGGCCGUGGCGUCCCAGAAGGCCGUGCUGCUGGAGGGGCCCAUCGGCUGCGGCAAGACGGCGCUGGUGGAGUUCAUGGCGGCGGUCACCGGCCACACCAAGGCCUCGGAGAUCCUCAAGGUCCAGCUGGGAGACCAGACCGACAGCAAGAUGCUGCUGGGUAUGUACCGCUGUACCGACAUCCCGGGGAAGUUCGUGUGGCAGCCGGGGACCCUGACCCAGGCCGUGGCCCGUGGCCAGUGGAUCCUGUUGGAGGACAUCGACCACGCCCCCCUGGACGUGAUCUCUGUACUGCUGCCUCUGAUGGAGAACAAGAAGCUGACCAUCCCCGGGAGAGAGGACUGCAUCGACGUCGCUCCCGGCUUCCAGUUCUUCGCCACCAGAAGGAUGUACUACAGCGGGGGCAGCUGGUACCGGCCCCAGUCCAGCCACGCCGCCCUGCUGGACAAGUACUGGACCAAGGUGCCGGUGGGCAACAUGCCCCGCGAGGAGCUGAAGAAGGUGCUGACCUCCAGGUACUCCGGCCUCGCGGUGGUGGCGGACCGCCUGCUGGACAUCUACUGCCAGCUGACCGGGGAGCGCCACGCCGACGUGGACCCCGUCCGGCCCGGGAGCCCCGCCGCGCCCCUGGAGGACGGCCCCCCGCAGACCCGGACCGAGGACCGGACCUCGGCGCUGGAGGGGCGGGCCCUGUCGCUACGGGACCUCCUGAAGUGGUGCGAGAGGAUCAGCAGCGACUUCGACAGCUCCUCCUCUGCCACGGCUCAGCGCGUCUUCCAGGAGGCCCUGGACUGCUUCACGGCGAUGCUGUCCCGCUCGGACAGCCGGCUGCGGAUUGCCGAGGUCAUCGGGAGCAAGCUCAACAUCUCCAAAGAAAAGGCGCAGCAUUUCGUCCAGAUGUACCAGCCCGGGAUCUCCCUGGAGGAGCUGGAGGUGUCUGUGGGCCGCGUCACGCUGGAGCGUAAGCAGAGCCCCCUGGUGCAGCUCUCUGUGGAGAACCAGACGUUCGCGGCCACGCGCCCGUCGACGGUGCUGCUGGAGCAGCUGGCCGUGUGCGUGAACCAGGGGGAGCCGGUGCUGCUGGUGGGGGAGACGGGCACCGGGAAGACCUCCACCGUCCAGUACCUGGCCGGCAUCACAGGACACAAGCUGAGGGUGGUGAACAUGAACCAGCAGAGCGAUACCGCCGACCUGCUGGGAGGGUACAAGCCCGUGGACCACAAGCUGAUCCUGCUGCCGCUGCGCGAGGCCUUCGAGGACCUCUUCUCCCAGACCUACUCCCGCAAGCAGAACCUCACCUUCCUGGGCCACGUGCAGACCUGCUUCAGGGGCAAGCGCUGGCACGACCUGCUCAAGCUCAUGGACCACGUCUGCAAGUCGGCACUCACCAAAGAGCUGCAGGAGAAGUCCAACGCCGCCCUGCUCCAGGAGCAGUGGGAGGUCCUGGCCGUGAGGCUGACUCAGACCCAGCAGCAGAUCCGCGCCUGCGAGUCGGCCAUGGUCUUCGCCUUCGUCGAGGGGACUCUGGCCCAGGCGGUGAAGAAGGGAGAGUGGAUUCUUCUGGACGAGAUCAACCUGGCGGCUCCGGAGACCCUGGAGUGUCUGAGUGGGCUUCUGGAAGGAACCGCCGGGUCCCUGGUUCUGCUGGACCGCGGGGACACAGAGCCGCUGGUGCGACACCCUGACUUCAGACUGUUCGCCUGCAUGAACCCGGCCACCGACGUGGGCAAGAGGAACCUGCCCCUGGGCAUCAGGAACCGAUUUACUGAGGUCUACCUGGAGGAGCUGGAGAAUGAGGGAGAUCUUCGGAUCCUCGUGUGCGACUACCUGAAGGGACUGAACCCCCACCGCAACAUCACCCAAGGCAUCAUCAGCUUCUACCUGGCCAUCCGGCGGGAGGCCCAGAGCCGGCUGGUGGACGGGACGGGCCACCGGCCCCACUACAGCCUCCGGACCCUCUGCCGGGCCCUCAAAUACGUGGCCCUCAACCCCUGUCACAACAUGCAGCGCUCCCUGUACGAGGGCUUCUGUCUGAGCUUCCUGACCCAGCUGGACCGCAGCUCCCACCCCCAGGUCCAGAAGCUGGUGUCUCAGUACGUCCUGGGGGGCAACACCAAGUGUCUCAGACAGCCCAUCCCGGAGCCAACGGGCCGGACCUGCGUGCCCCUGGAGGGGUACUGGGUGUCCCAGGGGGAGAUGGAGCCCUCCCUCGACCCCACCUACAUCCUCACCGACUCUGUCAAACUCAACCUGCGGGACCUGGUCAGAGUGGUGUCUGCUGGGAGUCACCCGGUCCUGAUCCAGGGGGAGACCUCGGUGGGUAAGACCAGCCUGAUCCGCUGGCUGGGCCUGGCCACGGGGAACCAGUGCGUCCGCAUCAACAACCACGAGCACACGGACAUCCAGGAGUACAUCGGCUGCUACUCCUCCGACGACAAGGGGAAGCUGCUCUUCAAAGAGGGAGUUCUGAUCGACGCCAUGAGGAAGGGCUACUGGAUCAUCCUGGAUGAGCUGAACCUGGCCCCCACCGACGUGCUGGAGGCCCUCAACCGCCUGCUGGACGACAACCGUGAGCUCUUCGUGGCGGAGACCCAGGAGGUCAUCAAGGCCCACCCCCGCUUCAUGCUCUUCGCUACCCAGAAUCCCCCGGGGCUCUACGGCGGCAGGAAGGUUCUGUCCCGGGCCUUCCGGAACCGAUUUGUGGAGCUCCACUUUGACGAGUUGCCUAGCAACGAGCUGGAGAUCAUCCUCCACCAGAGAUGCAGCCUGCCUCCGUCCUACUGCUCCAAGCUGGUGAAGGUCAUGCAGGACCUCCAGUCUCUGCGUCGCGGCUCCUCUGUGUUCGCGGGGAAGCACGGCUUCAUCACGCUGAGGGACCUGUUCCGCUGGGCCGACCGCUAUAGGCUGGAGGAGCAGACCGACGAGUCGCGCGAUUGGCUGCAGCAUUUGGCCGACGAUGGCUUCAUGCUGCUGGCUGGCCGUGUAAGGAAGCCCGAGGAGGAAGCGACCAUCCUGUCCAUCCUGGAGAAGCACUUCAAGAGGACCGUCAACCCAGACACCCUGUUCUCCCAGAAGCAGGUCACCGGACAGUUCAGUCCGUUCAUCGACAGCAUCGCGGGGGUCCCGGAGGAGUUCCGCCACGUGGUGUGGACGGCGGGCAUGCGGCGGCUGGCCGUGCUGGUGGGCCGCGCCCUGCACUUCGGGGAGUCGGUCCUGCUGGUGGGGGACACCGGAUGUGGUAAGACCACCAUCUGCCAGCUGUUCGCUGCGCUCGCGGCCCAGAAGUUCUUCUCCCUCAACUGUCACCUCCACAUGGAGACGUCCGACUUCCUGGGGGGGCUGCGGCCCGUAAGACACACCAACCAGAGGGAUGCGGAGGACGGCCGUCUGUUCGAGUGGCACGACGGCCCGCUGGUCCAGGCCAUGAAGCAGGGAGGAGUGUUCCUAUUGGACGAGAUCUCCCUCGCAGACGACUCGGUGCUGGAGAGGCUCAACAGUGUCCUGGAGACGGAGCGCUCCCUGGUGCUGGCGGAGAAGGGCAGCGGGGACUCCAGCGACGUGGAGCUCAUCACGGCCGACCGCGCCUUCCGCAUGGUGGCCACCAUGAACCCCGGGGGCGACUUCGGCAAGAAGGAGCUGUCCCCGGCCCUCAGGAACCGCUUCACAGAGAUCUGGUGUCCCCAGAGCAACAGCCGGGCCGACCUGCUGCAGAUCGUCCAGCACAACCUGCGGGCCGGACUCUCCCUGGAAGGCGGGGACCUGGGCGAGCUGAUGCUGGACUUCAUCGACUGGCUGACCCGCCAGGACUUCGGGCGGCGCUGCAUCCUGAGCGUGCGGGACGUCCUGUCCUGGGUGCACUUCCUGAACACGGUGUGCGAGCGCGACGAGGACGGCUUCAUGACCAUGGGCGCCGCGGAGGACGACGAGGAGGUGGAGUGGGACCUGCGGCUCGACAUGGUCACCGCCUUCAUCCACGCCGCCUGCCUGGUGUACGUGGACGGCCUGGGCUCAGGCACCACGGUGGGCUGUGCGGACCAGGCCGCUCUGGCGCGGCGGUCCUGCCUGGGCUUCCUGCGGCGGCGGCUGGGGAAGAUGAGCGCGCUGGACCAGGAGGCUCUGGACGCGCUGCGGGUCUACGACACCGGCCUGCCCCGCCAGCCCCAGUGGGGGGACGACUUCUUCGGCAUCGAGCCCUUCUACAUCGCCCUAGGUCCUCAGAGCGAGGGCCGCAGCCUGGCGGACUACGCCAUGGGGGCGGGCACCACGGCGGUCAACGCCCAGCGGCUCCUGAGGGCCCUGAAGCUGCAGCGGCCCGUGCUGCUGGAGGGCUCCCCCGGCGUGGGCAAGACCAGCCUGGUGGGGGCGCUGGCCCAGGCCUCGGGGAACCACCUGGUCCGGAUCAACCUAUCAGAGCAGACCGAUGUGACCGACCUGUUCGGGACGGACCUCCCGGUGGAGGGGGGGAAGGGGGGGGAGUUCGCCUGGAGGGACGGACCCCUGCUGGCCGCCCUGAAGGCCGGACACUGGAUCGUCCUGGACGAGCUGAACCUGGCCUCCCAGUCGGUCCUGGAGGGCCUGAACGCCUGCUUCGACCACCGGGCUGAGAUCUACAUCCCCGAGCUGGGGAUGAGCUUCCAGGUCCAGCACCACAAGACGCGCAUCUUCGGCUGCCAGAACCCCUUCACCCAGGGGGGCGGGCGCAAGGGGCUGCCCAAGUCCUUCCUCAACCGCUUCACACAGGUGUUCGUGGACCAGCUGACCAGCGGAGACAUGGAGUUCAUCGGAGACGCCAUCUUCCCCAACAUCGACAAGGAGAUCAUCUCCAAGAUGGUGGAGUUCAGCCACACGCUGGUACAGGAAGUGAGCGUGGAGAGGAAGUGGGGUCAGAGAGGGGGCCCCUGGGAGUUCAACCUGCGCGACAUGUUCCGCUGGUGUCAGCUGAUGCAGGCCGACCAAUCGCCAGGCUUCUUCAACCCGGGGCAGCACGUGGGUCUGGUCUACGCCGACCGCAUGCGGUCCGAGGCCGACAAGGCACAGGUGCUGUGUGUGUUCAGGAAGGUGUUCGGGGCAGACUUCGAGCCGUACGCCCGGUCCAGAGAGUUCCACAUCACCCCCCUCAACCUGCAGGUGGGCUUCUCGGUCCUCCAGCGCAGCGGGGGGGCCCCGGCCACCCUGGACCCGCCCCUGUCCAUCACGCACCAGGCGCUGCGGCCCCUGGAGUCCCUGAUGAAGUGCGUGGAGAUGGGCUGGAUGUCGGUGCUGGUCGGGCCCACCGCCAGCGGCAAGACCAGCCUGGUGCGGCUGCUGGCCCUGCUCACCGGCCACCGGCUGCGCGUCAUGGCCAUGAACAGCGCCAUGGACACCACCGAGCUGCUGGGCGGCUUCGAGCAGGUGGACAUCAUGCGGCCGUGGCAGCAGGUGCUGGAGAACGUGGACUACGUGGUUGCCAUGGUGACGCGGCGGGGCCUGAUGUCGCUGGACGUGGGCGUGCAGGACACGGAGUUCCUGCUGAAGACCUGGGGGCUGUUCCGCCGCUGGCUGAAGGAGGCGGGGCUGGAGCGCUCCGGGGGCGUGGUCACGACGGAGGCCCUCAACAAGCUGGAGGUCAUCAUCCUGCUGCUGCAGAAGCUCAACACCAAGCUCAAGGUCUUCACAGACAUGUCCAAGCUGCAGAUGGAGUUCACGCUGCUGAAGGAGCGGCUGGCCCAGCUGGAGGACGGCUGGACCAACGGGGGCUUCGAGUGGCUGGACGGCAUGCUGGUGCAGGCGCUCACCGCCGGGGACUGGCUGCUCAUGGACAACGUCAACUUCUGCAGCCCGUCGGUGCUGGACCGCCUCAACGCUCUGCUGGAGCCCGGCGGCUGUCUGACCAUCAACGAGAGGGGCGUCAUCGACGGGACCACGCCCAAGGUCACGCCCCACCCCAACUUCAGGUUGUUCCUCACCAUGGACCCGUCCCACGGGGAGAUCUCUCGGGCCAUGAGGAACCGGGGGGUGGAGAUCUACGUCCCGGGGGAGCACGAGGGCGUCUGCUGGGACCUGCUGGACAUCAAGAGCCUGCUGCACACGGCCGGGGUGGUGGGCGACUGCGUGUGCGACCUGCUGCUGGAGAUCCACAAGGGCAUCAAGACCGCCAUCUGGGACUCCCCGACCUCCUCGGUGGCCACGCUGCUCUCCGGCGCCGCCCUGCUGGGCAGCCAGCUGCAGCGCGGCGUGGACCUGCCCAGCGCCCUGCAGUACGCCUGCGGAGCCGCCUACUCCCUCUGCCAGCGCAGCCCGGCCAGCCAGAGGCUGGCCCAGCAGGUGAUAGAGCAGCACCUGGCCAUCCUGGACUCGGAGGACUGGGGGGCGGGGCUGCUGUGUGCGGGGGUGUGGCCCGACGGCUUCCCCUCGGCGCUCAGCUCCACGGAGGACGCCUGCUUCUCCGCCGUGCUCCGCGACGGGCAGGUGCUCUCCUUCUGCCUCAACACCCUCAGCCUGCAGGGCAAACGGACGCGGCCGCUGAGCCUGAGCGACCUGCAGAGGGCGCUGCAGGGCGGGGCGGCGGGGGGCGGGGCCUUCGAGGGCCAGGUGUUCUGCGGGGGCGUGGUGGACCUGGAGGACGGCGACGCCCUGCGGCUCAUCCCCAGCGCCGUGCGGCUGCUCACAGAGCGCGCCUCGCACGGGGACUGGGCACUGCGCUCCAACUGGCUCACCCACCUGGGGAAGCACUACAAACACGCCCCCGACCCCGCCCUGGUACAGGUGGAGGCGGGGAACCGCGCCCUGAAGGCGGUGUUCAGCAGCAAGCUGACGGCCAAGGGGCGGUCCCUGGCCGAGCUGCUGCAGCCUCACAGCACAGACGAGUACCGCAUCCUGGUGGACAUGCGCUGGAACAAGCAGUACCUGGACAUCCUGGCCAACAAGUGUAACUUUGAGGACGAGGAGCGCUACCUGGAGUUCCUGGAGGCGCUCAACGCUGUGGCCAACAGGGUGGUCCUGUUGAUGGACCGGGAGGAGCGGUCGGUCAUCUGCACCUGCGCCAUCAGCCUCUCAGCCCAGAACUGUGCCCUGAGGAUCGCCACGGCCUUCAGUAAAGGCUCGGUGGACAUCGGCCACCUGCCCCACCCCGUCCUCAUGCACCUGCGGACGUUCUUCGACCUCUGGGACGUCUUCACGCUGCAGGCCAUCCAGACCGGACAGCCCUACAUCUCAGACCACAUCAUGUUUGAGAUCCUGCAGCAGCUCCAGUGGCGGGACCGGUUCUGGGACGUGUGCAACACGCUGGCGGCGGACUCCCAGGGCGUGUCGGUGCUGUCGCUGCACUGGCAGUGGAUCCACAAGCACCUCAUCCUGCGGCUGCCCCAGCUGCUGCUGGGGGACGGCCUGAACGACUUCCAGGGUCUCCAGGAGCUGAACACGGUGGCCGCCGCCAUCCAGACGGUCCUCUCCACGCCCGUCUCCAUGACGACCGCCCUGAAGGGCAUCCAGAAGAUCCUGGGCAAAGCGCUGCCGUUCAAGCUGGAGUCGGUGGCGGACUGUGCGUCGCGCCUGCGGGUGCUGAGUCAGGCGCUGGACGUGAGCGAGCUGCGGCUGGACGGGGGCGCCCCCCUGCGGAGGUGUGAGCUGACCCGCCUGCAGGGGGCCUCGCUGGGCCUGGACACCAAGGAAAGCCUGCUGGAAGCCUGGGGCCUGGUGCUGCUGGCCAACAACCAGCUGGAGGCCCAGAACACCGGGGUGCUGGAUAAGCUCCACUCCUGCGUGGAGAAGCAGUACCGCCUCAUGUCGUCCCACGGGCUCCUGGAGGCGCGGCCGGAGGAGCUGGGCCUAGGAGGAGGAGGAGGAGGAGCAGCAGAGGGAGGCGACGCCCCUCCCAGCAGGCAGCUCCUGCAGCAGCUCCAGAGGAGGGCCCAGCUGUGGCCUCUGAUGGAGGAGCUGGCCGUCCUCAACCAGCUGAGGCUGAGCACCGACCUGCUGCAGCUGGCCCUGACUCAGGGGGAGCCGGAGGUGGAGGAGGGCCUCCGUCAGGAGCUGUCCCGGCACCUGAGGUUCUGCCUGCAGUCCACCCCCAUGAACCUGAGCCAGCUGCAGCCGCUGUGGUUCCUGCUCACCAGCGACCGGCCUGCGGAGGAGCUGCAGUUCGUGUGGUGUGAGCUGCUCUCCGAGGCCCUGGCCGCGCUGUGGAACAGCAGCGUGACCUCCGACCCCGACCGCUGGCUCAAGUGGAACCCUCUGAGUGCCGAGGUCCGCGAGCCAAUCAAACCGCACCGGGCCGACACCGUGGGCCCGGCGGCGCUGAGCAAGGCGGUGUGGUCCAGGUGCAUGCUGGGAGUGCUGAGCUGCGGCGAGCCGCGGCCGGGCUGGGACCCGUCGUGCGCGGCGCUGCUAGGCUCCUCCCACGUGUCGCUUGGCGAGUGGCGGGAGCGGCUGCAGCAGCUGACGGACGCCAACGCCGUCCUCUGGGACAACAUGGCGCUGCCCGCGCUCGCCGAGUUCAGAGCGGGGGACCUGCGUCUCCAGGGGGUGCUCCUGCGCCGCCAGCUGCAGAGCAUGGCGGACCUGCUGCCCCCCCCGCUGCUGGAGGGCUACAUGGAGAGCUGCGAGGGGCUGGUCCAGGAGGACCGGGACCCCCGCGGCCCCGCCCGGGACCUCCAGGCCGCCCUGCAGGACGCCCUGCCCCGCAGCCUGCUGCCCGAGGGCGUGGCCGAGGCCUGCCUGGCCUGCCUGGACCAGUACCUGCAGAGCCGGACCGGGGGGCCGGACCACACGGUCCAGUCCGGGGUCUUCUGGGUCAACAUGGGCCUGCUGCAGAUCCGGGUCUGGACCCCCCAGACCAUCUUCGACCCGGCCGUGAAGAGGGCCUACAAGCUGAACUACGCCCAGGAGGAGCUGGCCUUGCUGCAGGAGGAGUGGCGUGGGCGGAGUCUGUCCUCCCAGCUGCUGACAGGGGGGGCUCUGGAGGAGAGCAGCACCACCGACGGCUUCCAGCACCCCCGCAUCAGGUACCUGUGGAUCCGCAUGCAGCAGGUGAAGGAGCAGAUCGGCGAGCUGAGCAGGAAGCAGGCGUGCCGUCCCCGCGAGCCGCAGUACGGCCGUCUCUUCCAGGACCUGCAGCACUACCUGUGCAGCAUCGGGCAGCCCGCCGCCAUCCAGACGCUGCUGGGCCGCCUCCUGAAGGCGGCGGCGGCGGCGGCCGGCCCCGCCCCGGGCCGCGGCCGGCCGGGGUCGGCGGGGCUGCUGAAGGAGGAGGCGGUGUGGCAGAGCUCCCAGCGCCGCUUCGCCCAGCGGCUGCAGGAGGAGUACCCGCUCUACCCCGACGUGGUCGCCCCGCUGCGCUCCGGCAUCCAGGCGCUGCGCCACGGCAUGCGGCUGCUGGCGGCGCAGGUGGCGGCGGCGGCGGCGGCGGGCGUGGCCCCGGGCCUGCGCACGCUGACCGGCGCCCUGCUGGCCUUCCCCUCCGCCUCGGCCCGCCUGCCCACCUACCUGGCGCGCGCCGACUUCCUGUGCUCGCGGGCGUGCCUGGACGUGCUGCGGGCGCUGAACAAGCUCCUCCCCCCGCCGAGGGAGGGGGUCCCGGCGGAGCGCGUGGUCCCGGCCCCCAACACGCUGCUGCUCAACGCGCUGCUCUACGUGCAGUGCCACGCCCUGACCACCGGGGGGCUGGAGCCCGAGACCCUGGCCCUGUUCAGACACAUCUGCCAGGCGCUGGUCAACGCGUGGGACGAGGAGGAGUCCCGGAAGCGGCAGAGGGAGAAGGAGGAGACGAACCUGUACCGCAACCGCAGCCGCAUGCACGGAGACGGCCUCACGGAGGAGGAGCAGGAGGAGAAGGACUUCAGACGCAGCUUCCCCCGCUUCCACAAGGACUUUGCAGAUAUCACAUCGCAGCCCACCCUGGAAGCCCCCGCGGACACAGAAGAGGAGGAACAGGAGAUGGCCGACGACGAGGCGUCGGAUGACGACAUCCUGUCGCCGGUGGCCAUGAACACGGUGGUACAGGUGCACCAGCGCCUGUGUCUGGGCUUCGCUCAGUCGCUAUGGUACCAGAGCCCGCCGCCGGCCAAUCACAGCAAGGACCACAUCACGGCGCUGGUCUCCUCCCAUCAGAUCGCUGCCCCCGUGAUGUCACGCUUCUACCAUCUGAUAGACUCUGAGAUGGACCAGCAGGUCACCGGCAGUCAGCUGAUCCUGGGCUCGGUGCUGCAGCACUCGGUGCUGGGCUCGGAGGGUCCGGGCGGGCUGACGGUGCAGACGGACGGGCCCUACGACUUCUACCAGCAGCCCAACAUGAGCCAGGCCCGUGCCUGCCUGCCCGCCAUGGAGCAGCUCAGGACCGCCGUGCACCAGCGGCUGGAGGAGUGGCCCGAGCACCCGGCCCUGCUGCAGCUGCUGGUGGUGAUGGACAGGAUCCUGUCCUUCAGUCUGGCCAGCCCGCUGGCCAAGUUCCUCAACGGCAUGGAGAUCCUGCUCAGCAAAGCUCAGGACUGGGAGAACAACGCCAGCCGCGCCCUCUCCCUGAGGAAGGAGCUGGAGCUCGUCACCCAGAUCAUCAUCCAGUGGCGCAAGCUGGAGCUCAGCUGCUGGUCCAACAGCCUGGACAACGCCCUGCGGCGCCACACGGAGCGCUCCACCCGCCACUGGUUCUCCAUCUACCAGCUGAUGGAGCGGUACCUGGAGGAGCAGAGCAACCCGCUGGAGACAGAAGAGGGCGAUGGAGAGGAGGAAGUGGUGGAGCGUCUGACCCUGGCCUCCAUCACCUCGACCCUGCAGGCCUUCAUAGAGAGCUCCUCUCUGGGCCAGUUCUCCACCCGGCUGGCCAUGCUGCUCAGCUUCCACUGCCACCUGCUGCUGCUGCCCCAACAGCCCGGGAAAGAGCCGGUGACCAGCCUGCUGUGGAACCUCCACACCUACUACCUCCAGUUCUCCGGAGGCAUCCAGGCCAAGGUGGCCCACAUCAGGACGCCCAUCGAGAAGGAGCUGAAGGACUUUGUGAAGAUCUCCAGGUGGAACGACGUCAGCUUCUGGUCCAUCAAACAGUCUGUGGAGAAGACCCACAGGACUCUGUUCAAGUUUGUGAAGAAGCUGGAGGAGGCGCUGAGCGCGCCGUGUGCGCCCUCUCUGGUGGAGGAGGGGAGCGGCGCCCAGCUAGACAGCGUGGACGACAACCCCGAGCAGACGCCCAUCCAGCGCGUCCACCUGGCCCUGAAGAGCGCCCUCCCUGGCCGGGGCCGGGAACUGCAGACAGAGGCGCCGGAGGAGGAGGGGUCCUCGCUCCAAGCCCGCCUCCCCGUCCUCACCAGGAAGAUGAGGAAGAUGUGUGUCCAGCUGGUGAAGAAGAACCCGGUCCCGGAGCUCGCUGAAGACCUGGACAUCUUCACCGGUGAGAUCAUCAGCAACCUGCGCGACCUGCAGGGCCUGGUGGUGGACGCCUCGGCCGAGAAGGAGAAGCAGCAGUCGGAGGUGAAGCACAUCCUGCAGCAGAAGCAGAGGGCGCUGUCCGACCUCUUCAAGAUGCUCCGAGACAUAGGUCUGUCGUACCGUAAGGGUCUGACCUGGAGCCGCGCCGUGGGCCCCGAGAACACGCUGUGCAUGGCCCCCCUGGAGAUGAGCACUGUCCUCAACAAGGUCCUCAGCCCCGCCCACGCCCAGGGGCCGGCGGAGAAGACGCUGUUCUCGGAGCUGUCGUCUGCGUGGGACGGCUGUCAGACGUACUACUUCAGGUCAUGGGCCCGGAGGAGCGCUCUGCAGACCGCCCUGCAGACCGCCGCCAAGGAGCUGGGUCUGGGGAACAUGGACCGCUGUAAGGGAUUCUCCUCCCACCUCUUCAAGCUGCUGCUCAGGCAGAGAGGACGCCUGGCCUCCCUCACCCAACACUGGGUGACCAUAAGGAGGCUAACGGCUAGCAUCCAGGGCCUCCGCCAGAGCCUCCAGACCCCCCAGCCAGAGGCGGAGCAGCAGGUGGAGCAGGUGGAGGAGGUGGAGGCGGCGGCGUGCGGGCCCCUGCCGCCCCAGGAGCCCCUGGGGGCCUGGUUGCGGCGCGGGGGGGCCCUGGCCUCCCAGACCGGCCUGCUGCUGCAGCAGCUGCUCUGGCUGCUGCACUGCUGCCCGGAGGACCUCCAGAACACGGAGACCCCCGGCCUGGGCCCCCCCACGCCCCGCUGCCUCACCCCGCUGGCGGACCACCGGCAGCCCACCGGCUGCCUGAUGCGGCGGGGGGACGCGGCCUGGCUGAAGGCCAGCCACACCGUGGAGGAGCUGCUGGAGGAGACCCGCGGCCUGGGGGCGCAGCUGGACGGCGUGGAGCGGGAGACGGCGCCGGGAACGCUGCACAGCUGGUCCCACUUCGCGGCGGUCCGGUCCGGUCUGGAGCGUCUGGGCGCCGUGGCGACCCGGAUGGGUGAGGUGGAGCAGCUGUUCUCCCCGGCGGUGUGCGUGGGCGGAGCCGACAGCCGGCCCGCCAUCGCCCAGAGCCUCCGCUACCUGAGGGCGGAGCUAGACGACUGCGUGGGGGAGUGGACCGCCUGGAAGGGCCGGACGCUCGCCGCCCCGGGACCCGGGACCGCGGGUCCUGAGGCGGUCUUCAGCGCCGGGUUCUCCUCGGAGGUGGAGCAGACCAUCACCAGGAUCCUGUGUGCCGUCCAGGCUCUGGUGAAGAGGAGGGAGCAGCGCCAGGACAAACCCAAGGAGCCUAAGAGAGGGAGCGACGAAGAGGACGGAGACAAGGAGGAGGAGGAGGAGCCUCAAGAGGAUCUCCUGAAGGCCGGACACCUGACCCGCCUCCUGGAGGAGGACUUGUCUGCGGAGGUGGACGCCCUCUCCCUAGGGGGUGUCAGCGGGGACCUCAUCAGCCUGCUGGGCAGACUGAGGACCCAGCGGGACACCUGCCAGCCCCAGCAGCUCCAGGAGCUGAGCGAGGCCUGCGGGUCCCUGCUGCGUCUGGAGCCCAUGCUGGGGGUCUACUCGGACCUGGUCCGCUACUACGUGGCGGUGUCGCUGGGGGCCCACCGCAGCACCGGCAAGCUGCUCUCCGUCCUGGCUAGCAUCUUCACCGAGCUAGCCCAGAAGGGCUUCUGUCUGCCCCAGGAGCUGAUGGGGGGAGAGGGAGAAGGAUCCACAGACUUCCACGACUACGAGGGUGGAGGCAUCGGAGAGGGCGAGGGAGCCAAAGACGUUAGCGACAAGAUCGAGAAUGAAGACCAGGUCGAGGACACCUUCCAGGAGGGCCAGGAGAAGGAGGAGAAGCCGGAGGAGAAGGGAGACAUCAAGGCAGAGGACGACGCCAUCGAGAUGACGGACGACUUCGACGGCCAGAUGCACGACGGAGACGGGGAGGAGAAAGACGAUGAAGACGAUUCAGACAAGGAGGAGGAGGAGGAGCUGGAUAAGAAGAUGGGGGACCUGGGGGAGGGUCAGACCGAGACGCUGGACGAGAGGAUGUGGGGCGACGAGGAUGACGAGGAGGGCGACCAGGACGGGAGUGACAAAGAGGACGAGUUCGGCCAGGGAAUGGACCAGACGGAGUCUGAACUGGUGGCCAAAGACGACAACCAGGACGCGGCGGAGAACAAGAAGGAGAACCAGAAGAACGAGGAGCAGGAGGAGCAGAUGGACCAGGAGGAGAAGGAGAAGAUCCACGAACAAGGAGACGAGCGGGAGUUUGACGAGAACGAGGUGGACCCGUUCCACGGGAAGCAGGACAAGAAGCCGGAGCCUGAGGCCAUGGACCUCCCAGAAGAGCUGAACCUGGACCAGCAAGACCCCCAGGACGGGGACGAAGACGAGGAGGGAGACGAAGAGAACCCGCUAGACAUCGAGGAGCAGCCCAUGACCCUGGACGAGAAGGAGGGCGGGGACAAGGAGGGGGAGGAGGAGACGGACGACCAGCCCGACCAAUCAGCAGAGGAGAACGGCCAGGAGGCCAAGGCUGAGGAGGAGGAGGAGGGGAAGGAGGGAGGCGAGGAGAAAACGGACGAGGAGAAAGCAGACCAGGUCAAGAACGAAGAGGAAGAGGCGGCGGCGGAGGAGGAGAAGGAGAACGGGCAGGAGGCCGGGAAAGAGGAGGAUCUGGCCGUCCCCAACGACAGAGGACAGGACCCCAAGGAGAAGCCGGAGGAGGAGGAGGAGGGAGCGGACGACCAGGAGCAGCCGGAGUUUGAGGAGAGGAAGGAGCACAACGCCGACGGGCAGACCAGCGAGCAGAACGUCCAGAGCGAGACGGCGGUGGAGCUGGCCGGCGAGGCGUCGGAGCGCGACCAGGCCAAGGAGGAACAUGGGUGUGGGGCAGCCGACGCGAGCCAAUCAGAGGGACACCAGUCCAAACUCACUGCCCGGAUGGCGUCUCAGAAACGGACCCAAAACAAGACCCAGAGCUUCAAGAGGAAGCCGGGGCAGGCGGACAACGAGCGGUCGACGGGCGACGAGAACGAGCGCGUCAACAAGCGGCUGCGGACCGUGGAGAACUCUGAGGACCGCGCCGAGGACCGGCGGAACCCCGAGGCCCGGCAGGAGUCUGACCUGUACGAGCACGUCAAGCAGGGCGAGGCUGACUACGACACGCAGACCUACGACGUGGCGAGCGCCGAGCAGCAGAAACCCGCCGGCCCCCAGCAGGAGCAGGACCGCGAGGAGGAGGAGGACGUCGCCAUGGAUACGGACGAGCAGGAGGAGCAGCUGAAGGCCUCAGAGGACCAGGAGCUGAAGCCGGAGCAGCUGGACUCCACCAAGAGCUCCAAGAAGGGGCUGGACAGCGGGGAGGUGGAGCUGAAGAGGAGGCAGGAGGAGGAGGGAGAGGAGGAGAUGAAGGACGGGAGAGAUGAGGAGGAGGAGGAGCAGCGCGACCGCACCACUGAGUCCACCAUCCACACCGCCCCGGAGCUGCUGAUGGAGAUCACUGAGAAACGGCAGGAGGACCCCGAGGAGGUGCGAAGGGAGAUGGAGCUGCAGCUGGAGGCGUGGCAGCGACAGGCCCCGGGGCCCCAAGAAGAGGAGCGUGCGGCGGCCUCCAUGUGGCACCAGUACCAGACCCUGACCUCCGGUCUGGCCCAGCAGCUCUGUGAGCAGCUCCGCAUGAUCCUGGAGCCCACCCAGGCCGCCAAGCUCAAGGGGGACUACCGGACCGGUAAGCGUCUGAACAUGAGGAAGGUCAUCCCUUACAUCGCCAGUCAGUUCCGCAAGGACAAGAUCUGGCUGCGGAGGACCAAGCCCAGCAAGAGGGAGUACCAGAUCUGCCUGGCCAUCGACGACUCCUCCAGCAUGGUGGACAACCACUCCAAACAGCUGGCGUUCGAGUCGCUGUCGGUCAUCAUCAACGCUCUGACCCUGCUGGAGGUCGGCCAGGUGUCGGUGUGCAGCUUCGGGGAGACGGUGCAGCUCCUCCACCCGUUCCAGCAGCAGUUCAGCGACGAGUCCGGAGCCCGGAUCCUCCGGCUCUGCCAGUUCAAGCAGAAGAAGACCCGCAUCGCCCAGUUCCUGGAGAGUUCCGCCAAAAUGUUUGUGGGCGCCCGGCAACACGGCCCGGGAAUCACCAACUCAGAGACGGCCCAGCUGCUGAUCAUCGUGUCUGACGGGCGCGGCCUCUUCCUGGAGGGGAAGGAACGGGUGACCAGCGCCGUGCAGGCUGCCCGCGGGGCCAACGUCUUCGUCAUCUUCGUCGUGCUCGACAACCCCAACUCCAGGGACUCCAUCCUGGACAUCAAGGUGCCCAUCUUCCAGGGCCCGGGGGAGCUGCCGGAGAUCCGCUCCUACAUGGAGGAGUUCCCCUUCCCCUUCUACGUCAUCCUCCGGGACGUCAACGCGCUGCCCGAGACGCUCAGCGACGCGCUGCGCCAGUGGUUCGAGCUCGUCACCGCCACCGACCAGUAGACCAAUCAGAAGGCAGAGGGAGGAGCCGGGAGGGGCGGGAAAACCAACUGCACAACCGUCCCCGGACGACAAACUACCGACAAAUAACACGGACGCAGACGAAACGAGAGGGACUCUGGGCUCGGGAAAAAGACGGAUUUACCGCUGUACAUGUGCCUUUAUUUUUUAUUAUAAUUUUGACUGAUACUAUUAGACCGUAGAGUUUGUUAGCGACCUUUGCUGUGCUGUCCUUGUCUUCGGGGGAAAUCCCGAAGUUUCUUUUGUAGAAAAAGAAAAGAGAAAAAAAAGCCAGGAUUGCUUGAACUUGCACGUCCCGAUGAAACGAGGGAGACGUCGGUUCACCGGCGUGUGUCUGUGAAUACCUCCGUUCCUCUUGUACCAUGACCCCCCCCCAUACCCACCAUGACCCCCCCCCCGUACCCCCGCCGCCAGCGGUGUGGACCAGUCAGUGUUAGCGCCGCCAUCGAGCCACUCCCCCUCAUCCUGAACAGCUGGCGUACGGCCGGCAGUGAGCGUGGUUUUAAACGUCGGAGGCAGGCGGUAAGGUGUCGAGAAAGGUAGCAUGUUAAUAUCGGGUCUUCACGGACCAACAGGAACUCUGAAACGGCGUGCCUUCGCAAAAAGGAACCCCGUCCCACCAACUGUCCACGCACAUUGAUCUGUGGAGUUCAGCAUUUUUAGAAAGGCGGUUCUGAUGCACUUUGAAGCACAGGGGCGCGGACUUCACUUUUGAUAUGAACUCUUUAACCGGUUUUGGGCGGUGGUUUUAGCUCCACAUAUCUGCCGUUGCCGUCGGACGACCGACCGGUGUGAGACUCCGGUACGACGGCUCGGAGUUCCCCGCCGUCGUCGGUUUGGUUAAAAUGUGUUUUCAGUGUGCGUUGAGAAAUGUUUGAUCACACAUGUGUUUGGUAACGUGGACAUUACAUGUAUGGAUAUGUCUGUUAUAUUUAUCAGGUCGUUUCUUCAUGCCCACCCAACUAAUAAACCAUGCCAUGGCACGUUUGAUCGUGAAAAUA
Gadus macrocephalus (Pacific cod) is the source of this 17952-nucleotide messenger RNA. It is a transcript of the gene mdn1, whose product is annotated as midasin AAA ATPase 1. Lineage: Eukaryota; Metazoa; Chordata; Actinopteri; Gadiformes; Gadidae. The transcript has 102 exons. The record is from RefSeq and is a predicted model, not a curated record. Gene Ontology annotation, biological process: ribosomal large subunit assembly; rRNA processing. The coding region runs from base 185 to 16933 and encodes 5582 amino acids. Gene Ontology annotation, cellular component: nucleus; preribosome, large subunit precursor. Gene Ontology annotation, molecular function: ATP hydrolysis activity; ATP binding.